This is a messenger RNA of Nothoprocta perdicaria, 6077 nucleotides long. It is a transcript of the gene ZBTB38, whose product is annotated as zinc finger and BTB domain containing 38. Gene Ontology annotation, biological process: regulation of transcription by RNA polymerase II. The record is from RefSeq and is a predicted model, not a curated record. Bases 296 to 3874 code for a protein of 1192 amino acids. Gene Ontology annotation, cellular component: nucleus. Lineage: Eukaryota; Metazoa; Chordata; Aves; Tinamiformes; Tinamidae. Gene Ontology annotation, molecular function: protein binding; DNA-binding transcription factor activity, RNA polymerase II-specific; RNA polymerase II cis-regulatory region sequence-specific DNA binding. The transcript has 3 exons.
CUGCUUUUCCCUAUUGACAAUUCAGUUCUGAUCAUGGUCUAUUCAAGCUGCUUCCCAUCUGAUUUUUGACAACUGCUUCUAAAAAAAUUAUCAAGAAGACUGAGAAUUCAGUUUGUCUCCAUCGCUUUACGUAAAAAUGGCUGGGUGCAUUGCCAUGCUAACACUGCACUAAGUGGUACAUGCAGACUGACACAGGGGAGCCACAGAGGUCCCACAAUUGCUGAGAUGCUUUUGCCAGACAGAGCUGUUGACACCAGUUUAAAAAGACAGUAACAGACGAACAACCUGAUUCUAGAUGACAGUCAUGUCACAUUCAAAGGAUCUCAAGGAUGACUUCCACAGUGACACUGUACUUUCCAUUUUAAAUGAACAGCGCAUUCGGGGUAUUUUAUGUGAUGUCACCAUAAUUGUGGAAGAUACCAAGUUUAAAGCCCAUAGUAAUGUGCUGGCAGCUUCAAGCCUUUAUUUUAAAAACAUUUUCUGGAGUCGUACGAUCUGCAUUUCGGGACAUGUACUGGAGUUAGAUGAUCUCAAAGCUGAAGUGUUUACAGAAAUUCUUAAUUACAUCUAUAGUUCCACAGUAGUUGUUAAAAGGCAGGAGACUGUAACAGACCUUGCAGCUGCAGGGAAAAAAUUGGGGAUAUCAUUUCUAGAAGAUCUUUCAGAUGUUAAUUUUUCAAGUUCCCCCUGCCCCUAUGCAUACUGUAUCAAUGAAAAGGGAACUGUCAAAGAGGAAAAACAUGAAAAGAGACAUGAAGACUCGGCUGUCACAAAUGGACCACGAAUUACAAAUGCAUUCUCAAUUUUUGAAACUGAGAAUAGUAUGUUUUCUCCACUUGAUUUGAGAGCAAGCUUCAAAAAGGUAUCUGAGACAAUACAAACACCCAACACCAGCCUUGAGAGAAGUGAGGCUUGCAAAGAUGCUGAAUCAGCCAGUACAUUAGCUGAACACUCAUAUGCAGUUUCUUCAGGGGGAGAUAUUUUUCAAGGAACAUCUCUUUUUGAACAGAACAACAGCCCUUCCUGUAAGAUGGGUGAAGAGCAUUAUGAAAAUCUCAAAGCCACACCACUCAUACAGCCAGGAAAACAGACCUGUGGAACUCCUAAGACAGCCUUUAAGGCCCAGAGCGCUGGUUUGGCUACAGCAAAAACAUCAGCCUCUACGGUAUCGAAUACAGAAGCCCAACACGAACCUGUUGCUGAUCAAACAAUUAUUUCUUUUCCAAAACCUCAAAAUAAAGCAGAUUUCCACUUACCAAGAGAAGAAGAAAAUAAAUCUGCCAACAUCCCUGUAUCUGUUGCAGCUGUAGGUCCACCUGUUUUCAACUGUAACUGCUGUACAAAAUCAUUCAACGACAGAGCUUUGCUCAGUACUCAUCUUCAGCUCCACUCAGAGCACCAAGAAAGUUUCAUAUGCAAAUACUGCAGCAAACAAUUUGCAAAUCUAAAUAUACUGGAAAGUCAUGAACAAGUCUGUAUGAGAUCAAGUAACUUAGCUGUUCACAGUGGAAGUGAACAAAAUUUUUCAGAAAACUAUACUGCUGCAGAAGGAAGGAAUGGCAAUUCAUAUGCAAACACAGAGCCUCUAUUGUCCGAAAAGAGCAUAACUGAUUAUUCUAAUGCAAGCUGCACUUUACCAGAAACAGAUCAUUUAGUUAAAGUUGUUGAUGGGCAGAUAUUAUAUACUUGCAUAGUUUGCAAGCGUAGUUAUGUAACACUGUCUAGUCUUCGAAGACAUGCAAAUGUACACUCAUGGAGAAGAACAUAUCCUUGCCACUACUGCAACAAAGUCUUUGCAUUAGCUGAAUAUCGCACCAGACAUGAGAUCUGGCACACAGGAGAAAGACGGUACCAGUGCAUUUUCUGUCUGGAGACUUUUAUGACUUAUUAUAUACUAAAAAAUCAUCAAAAGUCUUUCCAUGCAAUUGACCACCGUCUCUCAGUAAAUAAAAAAACAGCCAAUGGAGGCUUAAAACCAAGUAUGUAUCCAUAUAAGCUUUAUCGACUUUUGCCGAUGAAAUGCAGGCGUCUACCUUAUAAGUCUUAUCGAAAUUCUUCAUAUGAAAGUGUUCAAGCAAGCAGCCAGGUUAAUGAGUCUACUUCUAAUAACUGUUUCAUUCCGAAUUCUCUUACUUCUGACUUACCAUCACUGAAUUUUCAAAGUAAUAUACUGACAAACAACAGAGCUCUUGCCUUGGACACCUCUUCACGUAAUGAUACGGCAGCUUCUACAAAUACUCAGAAUUCUUCCUCCUGGGGAGUGGGUAUAUUAAAUUCUGACCUGCAAAGUGACUUUUUCACACGGGAAAAAACAGUUUCCACUGCUGCAAAUGCUUCUGGUUCUCAGGAACGUGAUUCUUCAAUUGUGUCUUUCACUAAUGUGAAAGAGAAUUCAACCUCUGUCAUCAGUUAUAGCAGUUCUGCACCUUCUGUUAUAAUGCACAGUAGCAGAGUGUCAUCAGUAAUAAUGCAUGGUAAAACAGUCACUUCCAUAGAAAACAGUAAGGCAGAAUCUUCAAAUAACCAACCUAGUCAAUCUAUAAGUGAUGGUUGUAAAUAUGGAUCAGAUAAUUAUGGCAAAUGUAUUACUAAAUCAAAACCUGUUAAGGAGAAAAAGAAAACACUGCUAUACAACAAAGCAGAAACAAGUGAGGAUACACAGUACACCACAGGAGCUGGAGGAACAUCUAGCAAAAUAACAAAUAUUGUUCAAGAGUCGAGUAAAACUGAAACAUACAUUGCAAAGCCCGCCUUACCUGGAACGUCUGCCGACAGUAAUGUUGCUCCUCUUUGUCAAAUAACAGUAAAAAUUGGUAAUGAGGCUAUUGUGAAAAGGCACAUUUUAGGAUCUAAGUUGUUUUGUAAAAGGGGUCGAAAAUCUAAAUAUGAGUCUAGACAGGACAACCUAGUUGAGGAGUCGGAAAUGGAGGCAAAGGAAAGAAGCCCAUCUCGGCUCUACAGCUCAGAAUGCAUGGAGCUGCCAGAAAUGUGUGAUGAUGUGAGUGACCAGGAUUCCAAUGAUAAGCCCUGGAGACCUUACUACAAUUACAAACCAAAAAAGAAAUCUAAACAGCUAAGAAAAAUGAAAAAGACCAAAUGGAGGAAAAAGCAUGGAUACAAGAAUCCCAUUAAAGAAAGUCACAACACGUGCAGCCGAGAGUAUGCGCUGAGGAAUGCACCUGAGGAAAAGGGCAUCAGUCAAGAGGAAAACCCCGAGAUGCCCAAUCUUCACUGUGAGCUCUGUGAAACAGACAAAUCUGCCCCCGCAGAAAGUCAAGAACACAUACACUGGCAUGUAGCUACUUCGAAGCCUUACAUUUGUGAAUUAUGCCAAAAACAAUUCCAAAGUCCAUCCACUCUAAAAAUGCAUAUGAGGUGUCACACUGGAGAAAAGCCCUACACCUGCAAAACCUGUGGUAAGUCUUUUUCUAUUCCUGGGAAUCUACAGAAACAUGAACGUAUUCAUUUGGGUGUGAAAGACUUUGUUUGCCAAUACUGUAAUAAGGCAUUCACUUUAAAUGAAACGCUCAAAAUACAUGAAAGAAUUCACACUGGAGAAAAGCGCUACCACUGUCAGUUCUGUUUACAGAGUUUCUUGUAUCUUUCUACCAAAAGGAAUCAUGAGCAAAGGCACGUACGUGAACAUAAUGGAAAAGGAUAUGCUUGCUUUCAGUGCCCCAAAAUUUGCAAGACAGCAGCUGCUCUGGGAAUGCACCAGAAGAAACAUCUUUUCAAAAGCCCGGGCCCACAAGGUCGGAAAGAACAUUUUUGCAACGAAAGAGCUACUAAACUUUCGGAAAAUCAACAUUUUCUUGGCUCAGAAGAGAAUGAAGUGAAAAAUAUACAAAAUAGAACUUCAGAAGUUGUACUCUGAGUGACAGUUGUGAAAAAGAGGAGAAAAAUCCAGAUAUUGGAUAACGGGGAAACUGCUGCACUUAAGGACCAUUUACAAAAAUAAAGAUCAAAGUUCUUCAUCUAAAUGUAUGCCAAUAUAUGCAAAAGAAGAAGCGGAAAAAUCACUGAAAAAGAAAAACUAAUAUUUUGCAAUAAUACAAACUUAAUGUGAGAGUCAGACGCAAAAUACUUUUGCCACCAUAGACUUCUAAUAUAUAUAGAUAGAAGAAAACAAAAAAAAGGACCCACCAAGCCCCUACUACUUAGCAUCACUAUUAGCUAGCCACUGAACUAUUUUACAGUGCUGUUGUUGAGUCAGAAUCGUUCUGGACAUGAUAAAUACAUAGGUUCAAAGUAUAAUCUGUUUCUGUGUUGCAGAAACCAUAUAUUGCAUUAUUUUAAACAAAAAAAAAGUAAUGUGUUUAUAAACAAAAUAAUUGUGGUAUAAUGUAUUCCGAAGUGAAGGUGGGAAAUGUUUCAUGAAUUUGAGUAUGCUGAAGUACAGUUGAGUUCUGGGAGGCAUUCUGCAUUUACAAAACAGAUGCAGGAGUAUAAAUUUAAUUACAUGUCCAUAUUUAGUUUUGCAGUUACCCUGUUAGGCAUAAAGUCUCUGAGUGAUAGUAUGUAAAGUAAUCCAGAUUUAUCAUAUCUCUGAGACAUAUAUUAAAGAUUUAGUGCAAUUUAUAACAGUCUGUCUUCCAAAUUGCAUAAAUCCCAAAAGAUUCAACUGUCAAUGGCCUGGUAGGACUAUUCAGGUGCAUCUAACUGAAGAAAAUCCUCAUGCUGCGUUCCCAUAGUUAGUUAGGAAGCUGAGCAGCUUAAAAACAUCAGGUAUGUAAGUGCCCAAUUCCCGGUAGUCUUUCCCGCCUUUAAGAAAAUUGUUCUUCUCAUCAGAAGAAGGGGGGAUUUGGACAGUCUCCCUCCUCCUCCUGGAAUAGUAUCCAAACAACAAAUGACUGAGCUACUCCCAGUAAAUUUGCCUUUUUUUUUUUUUUUGUUUUGUUUUGUUUUGUUUUUGGGAGGAGUAGGUACAUGCUCAGAUUCUUGCUUCCGUAUAUAUCACAUGUAGCUGUAUUUCCCUACAGCAUUUCCCAUGUCCUAUCCCAGUGAUAUCUCACCUUCUUGCCCCACUCGAGCUCCUGCGGGGAAUCCCUGUCCCCAGCACGGUGGAUCCGUAGCAGAGACGUGCUGGGCGCCAGUUCCUAGGCAAAAAGUGUUGUUUCUAUUUCCUUCACCCUGCCACACCUGAGGUUUAUGGUGAGCCCAAUGGUUUGGCAUUCUUCUAAGCGCUGGGAGAACAAGCUUCUGGAAGACAUCACUAAAAUAAACCGUACAAUUAAUAUAGUUUUGUGAAAAUGUGAUUCAUUUGAAAUGAGGUGAAAAAAAAAGAGGAUAGAUUCCUGCAAGUUGCAUUUUAUAUAACAAGGCUCUGUUGUAUUGUAUCUGCAUUUCCAAGUAGUCGUGUACUUUCAUCUUAUGAAGUGUUUUUUAAAAAAACAAAGCCAGGACAAAGGUAGUGAAUCUUGACUUCAUUCUAUGUGCAAAUAUGGUACAUUUUGUUUACUUACUUUGUUUUCUUGAAUAUUAAAAAGAAAAAUCUAUAGCGUAUGAUAAAAGUGAAAUGAUAAUACAGUAUUGAUUUAAGUAAUAAUAUAGUCCACUUAUUUAUUCUAUCAUUUGUGGAUGUAUGAACCCAGGAGAAAUUUUUGGUUUCAUGUCAGCUUUGGUUCCAUUGAAAUAAGAAUAUAGGAGAAUAAAUAUGGAAAGUAUGGUGACAUUUCAAAGACAGUACAUGGGAGAUAUUUUCCAAGUGGACUUGUAUGAUGUUAAUUAUAGACCAAAGCAAAUAAGGUAGAAUAUUUAUACAUAUAAAGAUAAUUUUACAGAUAUUUUAUAUAACUGUAUAGUUCAUAAGAGAAAUAUGGAUAGCUUGUGUUAGGUUUGGGGGGGUUUGUACAUUUUGAUAAAAACACAAUGACUUUGUAACUCUGUAUAUUCUCUACAAUUUAUAACAAAGCAGUUUUAAGAUGGCAAUGUCAUGUUUAUUGUGGCACUUUUACUACAAGUAACACACUGCGGUAAUGAGUAAAGUAUUAAUGACCAAAUUAGAAUUAAAAUAAGUGUAAGAGAUGGUAAAUACUAUAUGUUGUCAAAGACUGUAAUUUGCUACAUAAUGACAUCUG